Vicia faba (fava bean) is the source of this 2307-nucleotide messenger RNA. The record is from the annotation of a GenBank genome assembly. Lineage: Eukaryota; Viridiplantae; Streptophyta; Magnoliopsida; Fabales; Fabaceae.
AUGGCUUUAGAAAAAGAUGAAGAAGAAGAAAUAGUUGUGAUGAACAUGGAGAAUUUUCAAGAGAUCCAUGAUGAGAAACAACAAAAGUUUAGAAGAAACGAUUCUCUUGAAAUUGAAUCUUGCACUACCUCUCAUGUUCAUCACUCUAAAGGGCCAUCAAUGGCUAUAAUAUUGCAACUGGCGUUUCAAAGUCUCGGAAUAGUUUAUGGAGACAUCGGAACUUCCCCGUUGUACGUGUUUUCAAGCGUCUUCCCGAACGGUAUAAAACACAACGAUGAUAUAUUAGGAGUCCUUUCCUUAAUAUUUUACACUCUCACUCUUAUUUCUCUUCUCAAGUACGUCUUUGUCGUCUUAAGAGCCACCGAUAACGGCGAUGGUGGAACGUUUGCUUUGUACUCUCUGAUAUGCCGUUACGCGAAAGUGGGACUAAUUCCGAAUCAACAACUAGAGGAUGCAGAGGUGUCUAAUUAUAAGCUGAAAUUGCCAAACAACCGUGAAAAGAGAGCAUCCAAGCUUAAAUCUAUCCUUGAGAAUAGUCACUUUAUGAAGAUCUUUCUGUUGUUUACUACUUUGCUUGGCACUUCCAUGGUAAUUGGUGAUGGUGUUCUCACACCUUGCAUAUCUGUUUUAUCAGCAGUGGGAGGGCUUAAGGAAGCUACUAGCAAAAUAACUGAGGAUUGUGCAUAUGCAGAUCAAAUUGUUUGGAUAUCCGUGGCAAUCUUAAUUGGUCUUUUCAUGGUUCAGAGAUUUGGAACUGAUAAAGUAGGUUACAGUUUUGCUCCCAUAAUCUGUAUAUGGUUCGCUCUCAUUGCUGGGAUUGGUAUGUACAAUUUCAUCAAGCAUGAUACAUCGGUUAUAAAAGCGUUGAAUCCGAAAUACAUAGUAGAUUAUUUCAUCAGGAAUAAAAAACAUGCUUGGAUUUCUCUCGGUGGCGUUGUCCUCUGUACAACAGGAACUGAAGCUUUAUUUGCAGAUGUUGGACAUUUCACAGUUAGGUCUAUACAGAUAAGUAUGUGUUGUGUUACUUAUCCUGCUCUUAUUUUGGCUUAUGCUGGACAAGCCUCGUUUCUUCGCAAAAACAACGGUCUUGUUAGUGCCACAUUCUAUAAGUCUAUACCAGCCUCUAUGUAUUGGCCAAUGUUUGUGGUUGCUGUUUUGGCAGCAAUAAUAGCUUCUCAAGCCAUGAUUUCAGGGACUUUUUCUAUAAUCCAACAAUCUCUAUCAUUGGGAUGUUUUCCUCGCGUGCGAAUCGUACAUACAUCAGCAAAGUAUGAAGGACAAGUUUAUAUCCCAGAAGUUAACUACAUCCUCAUGAUUGCUUGUAUUGCCAUCACUGUUGGCUUUAAAACCACAACCAAAAUUGGCAAUGCCUAUGGGAUAGCAGUGGUGUUUGUGAUGACACUAACAUCUGCAUUUCUCACACUAAUCAUGAUCGUGAUAUGGAAAACUCACAUUCUUUUGAUCAUUAGCUAUGUUCUCAUCAUUGGUUCGGUGGAACUUGUUUAUUUAAGCUCAGUUUUAUACAAGUUCGACCAAGGAGGGUAUCUUCCUCUUGCGUUUUCCGCAAUUCUAAUGUUCAUCAUGUUCGUUUGGAAUACCGUGUAUCGAAGAAAGUACUUUUACGAACUUGAUCACAAGAUUUCACCUGAAAAGUUCAGAGAAGUUGCUUGUGACACAAGUUUAUGUCGAUUUCCUAGUCUCGCAGUGUUUUACUCUGAGCUUGUUCAAGGUAUUCCACCAAUUUUCAAGCAUUAUGUUGCAAAUGUUCCUGCACUAAACUCUGUCCUUGUCUUUGUUUCCAUUAAAUCAUUGCCUAUUAGCAAAGUCGCAAUAGGAGAAAGGUUCCUUUUUCGUCGAGUACAACCUAAAGAAUUCAAUGUAUUCCGAUGUGUUGUUAGAUAUGGAUACACUGAUGUCCGCAAUGAGAAAGAGCCUUUUGAAAAGUUAAUGGUUGAGAGGUUGAAGGAGUUUAUUGUUAAGGAAUAUUAUUGGUCUCAGAAAAUGAUACAAGAUGGUGAGACAGACGAAAAUUUGAAUGUUGAUAAAUCACAAGAAAUUAGUGAUGAAGGAAGAGUUAAAGAGGCAAUUGAAAAAGAGAUUGAGACAAUUGAGAAAGCAUCUAGAGCUGGUGUUGUCCAUUUGAUUGGUGAAAAUGAGGUGAUUGCUAGUAAAGGAGCUGGUUUUGGAAAAAGACUUUUGAUUGAUUAUGCUUACAAUUUCUUGAAGAAAAAUUUGAGGCAGAGUGAAAAGUUAUUUGAUAUUCCUCACAAACGUAUGGUGAAAGUUGGAAUGACUUAUGAACUUUAA